AUGGCCCCAGCUGCUACCACUGCGGGUGAAAGGCCCACCAUAGAAACAGGGGUAUUAGAGAACCUUUUACUACGUGACGACAACAUCUAUGAGACGUCCUUAAACUCGGAAGAUUACUUAAACAGUUUGGCCCCCAUAAUAAAGGAUGCCGUUAAAUCCAAUGGACUCUCCGAUUUAAUCUACAAAUUGAACGAUAUUGUUAGUGAAAAGGACGAAGAAUUAGCAGAAUUGUCAUUGAGUUCAACUAAGGAUAUUAAUAGUUGUAUUGAUACCAUUGACGAGAUCCACACAGACGCACGAGGUAUGAGCGAAAGUUUAGUCGACGUUAGUCGUUCUUUAAACGAUUCAGUAGUAGAUUUAGUGGUGAGGAAAAAGAAGUAUAUAAGGGCUAAGGAAGUUUCGAACAAGAUCCAAGAAACCAGCGUUGUGUUGAACUUGUGUAUUCAAGUGUUGGAAAGUACAAACCGAAUCCAUGACCUUAUUAAACAACACAAAUACUUUAGUGCUUUAAAGCUGAUAGACGAAUUGAAGAAUAUUCAUUUGCCCAAGGUUGAGAACUUUAGCUUUUCACUUAAGAUCUAUGACUCCAUUCCUCAUUUGACCAACAUGAUCAAAGAGGAGUCGUUCGAUAAUUUAAACAAAUGGCUAUCAAUGAACUUGGAAAGACGGUUGAUCGAAGUGGGUAACAGAUUGUACGAUAACUUACAUAUACUUCAAACCAAUUGGGAAGCAGAACGUGAAAAAAAUCCUACGUUCAAAUCGCAUAAGUUGAAUUCACCGGUCGAAGUUGUCAGCAGAGACCCACUGACUAACCUUAACAUUUUGAACGACGCUAAUUUGGUGAUCGACUUAUCAACCAUUUUUGAUUCCAUCCUAGUUUAUCUGACAAUGAACGAAGAAGAGGAACUACAAGCUUUAUACCACAAGGAAUGGAUGAAGAGAUACAACCGAGUCAUUUACCCCAUAACUUCUGCCACCGCUCAAUCGAUAGCAGAGUUCCAAGAUAUCAAUACUUUAGACCAUUAUCUUCGGAAAAUAGCUGCAUUGUUUGUUUUAGAUCGCCAGAUCAAUUUGUCGACCAAAUACCAAUUAAGAACCCAAGCGAAUUCGAAUGAUUUAUGGGACUCCUAUGUGGCGAAAUUAAAGCCGGUCUUAGCUCGUUUUAUUGAAACCCAGUUGCACGGCUUUAGUGAGUUCGAAUCAGUGAAAAAUCUAAUAGGUAAUUUCAUGCAAAUCAUGGAGAAUAAUGGGUUUCGAAUCAAUGAUCUUUACGACAUAUUGAUGUCACUUUUCCGUAACCAAUUGACUCCCGAGUUAAUCCAAGAUUUUAGGUCGGAGUUCUUAGAAGCCAUUCAAUCCGACCAUUAUAUGCCAUUGGUUAUAAACAAUCAGGAUGACUACGAUAGAAUCAUGAAGAUUUGUUGGUAUAAGCCAGACCAGUAUUUUGCUCCUUCCAAGAUAACACGAAUGCCUGUCAGCUUACCUUUCAGUGAGGAUUAUGUUCAUUUCUGUUUGGGGAUCAGAUCUUUGCUAGAUGACAUCCUACACUUCACCCGAAUGCAUUACGGCAUGGAGAUCACGGAGUUGAAUUCAAUUAUUGUCAACGAAAUCUUUGAACGAAUCUUGGGAAGCGAAAAGGGGUACGGUAUCUGUAACGACAUGAGAGCUUUCAUCGAGAAGAAUGCCAGUAACAAGGAGAUUGUCGCCCAAUCUUAUACUAAUUUGGAAUACUAUUUGUACAGUCUUUUUGAGAUUGGGAAGUUGAUUAACCGGAGGUUGAGAGUCAACAUGGGCCUUGGAGUUCAUGGGAACGACAAUGUGUAUACGCUUCGAGCCGUUGACGAGUUCAAGAGGCUCCGAGAAUUUGCGGAACAAACUAUAUUUGCUAUGGUGGAUGGGAAGAUUUCAGAAUUAUUGGAUAUGGUUGAAUUGGACGAUUGGCUACCUACCGUUAAAAACUCAGAAUCCAAUUAUUCUAUCAAAGACUUUGCCAUGUUCUUGGAGAACUUGUUUACGUCCAUCUUUGCUACAUUACCUGUUGCUGUCAAGACGAUUGGGUUAAUACGGACAUAUGAUUCUGUGGCCCAACACUUUGUCAAUGUACUUAAAGACGUCCCGCGGUUCAAUCGUAUUGGGAUAGAGAACUUUGACUUGGAUAUCAAGUACUUGGAAAGCUCAAUGCAACAAUUGGACACCACUCAAUCAGAUAGUGAUGUGUUGACUAAAACGUUUGAUGAAUUGCGCCAAUGCAUCGAUCUCUUGUUGCUCGAGGACUAUGAGGAAUAUAAACGGAACCCAGAUUUUAGAGCGAGAUUUGAUCGUAUCAGAGCUGAUGAAGGGUUCAAACUUAUUUCCAAGAUGCAUUCAGGCGAAGAAAGUCCUCAAUUCGACGUGAACACUCCUUUGGAAGAAGUAAGAUCACAGACUCCGAACCAAAUGGGCGACAACCAAUCGUUGUUUUCCAAUACUACAAGUUCGAGGUUUGCGAAGUUCAGCAGUCGAUUUAAUAAGGCAAACUAA
Lizanozyma spartinae is the source of this 2520-nucleotide messenger RNA. It is a transcript of the gene SEC15, whose product is annotated as Rab GTPase-binding exocyst subunit. Gene Ontology annotation, cellular component: membrane; exocyst. The record is from RefSeq and is a predicted model, not a curated record. Gene Ontology annotation, biological process: Golgi to plasma membrane transport; exocytosis; intracellular protein transport. The coding region runs from base 1 to 2520 and encodes 839 amino acids. NCBI's taxonomy places the organism in Eukaryota, Fungi, Ascomycota, Pichiomycetes, Serinales, Debaryomycetaceae. The transcript has a single exon.